AUGGCGAGUCAUGCAACACAAGGCGACAGCGCCAACAGCGAUCCAUUCGGACAUCUGCCGCAUCAUGAAGCCCUCAUUCUCAGGAGGCAACUCGAGAAACCUGAUGCGGCAAAGGCCACCUGGUCGUCGUUGUUCCGCUUUGCCUCGCGGCAAGACAUGGUUAUCAUUGCUGUCAGCUCCAUCUGUGCCAUUGCUGCAGGAGCCGCCGUGCCAUUGAACACCGUCAUCCUAGGCAGUCUUGCUGGAGCUUUCCAGGACUUCACGAAUGGUAUCUCCAGAUCGGAGUUCGAUGCCCGCGUCAAUCGACAGACGCUAUACUUUGUCUACCUGGCAGUUGGCGAGUUUUUCACCAUCUAUAUUGCUACUAUCGGCUUCAAAUACACAGGGGAGAGCAUUACCAGAAAAAUCAGGGAACAGUAUCUCAAAGCGCUCUUGCGACAAAACGCGGCAUUUUUUGAUCAGCUAGGUCCAGGCGAAAUCAUUACACGCAUCUCAGCUGAUACCAAUGUGGUUCAAGAGGGUUUGUCCGAGAAGAUCGAACUGGCACUGUCAGCGAUAUCCACAUUCAUUGCCGCGUAUGUCGUUGGCUUUGUCAAAUACUGGAAGCUGACACUGAUCAUGACUUCAAUGACUCCCGUUAUGGUACUUCUCAUGUACGGCCUGAAAGAAUACGUCGUCAAGUAUACCAAAUUGUCUUUGGCUGCGCACGGCCAGGGGGUUGUUGUCAUCGAAGAGGCUCUCAGCUCUAUACGGACUGUGACUGGAUUCGGAACACAAGAAAGCCUAGCCAAGGAGUACAAUAAGAGCUUAGAUCGGGCACAAGCGUUCGGACUGCGUGCCAAAUGCAUUAUGGCAUCUGGGGUAGGCGCUUUGAUAGGCAUCUUCAACCUGGGAUAUGCACUCGCUUCUUGGAUGGGCAGCAAGUACAUUAUCAGUGGCGAGACGAAUCUUCCAGCCGUCUUCACUAUCCUUCUCGUGCUCAUGCUGGGAUCCUUUGCCCUGGGGAAAGCUGUACAGCACAUUCAAGCAUUUGUCGAAGCUGCAGGUGCCGCUUCAGCGAUUUAUGCAACCAUCGACAGAGUCCCGCCAUGGGGCGAGCAUACAAACCAGGGAAAAGUCAUGGAAAAGGUAGAGGGUCAUAUCGAGCUUCGAAAUGUGAAACACAUCUACCCCUCGCGGCCUGAUGUUGUGGUUAUGCAGAACCUCAGCCUCAACAUUCCUGCUGGACACACUGUAGCAAUAACCGGGCCAUCAGGCUCAGGGAAGAGCACCAUUGUCGCUCUCCUGGAGCGUUUCUAUAGCCCGGUAUCCGGCGAGUUGCUCCUUGACGGGUGCAACAUCGAGGAUGCGGACUUGCACUGGCUACGACAACAGAUUGGACUAGUCUCCCAAGAUCCCAAUCUGUUCUCGGGCACGGUAGAGGACAACAUUCUUCACGGCCUCAGAGGUGCGGCGAUAACUGGAGAGCACAGCAAAAGAUAUCUGGCGGAAAAGGCAGCUAGGCUCGCAGAUGCACAUGAAUUCAUCAUGAUGUUAACAAAAGGCUACGAUACUUUCAUUGGAGAGCGAGGGUCCUCUCUGAGUGGUGGUCAGCGACAGCGGAUCGCCAUCGCACGAGCCGUGGUGAGCGACCCGAAGAUCUUGCUCCUCGAUGAAGCCACGAGUGCGUUGGACAGCAAGACCGAAGAAGUGGUACAAGCUGCGCUCGAGCGAGCAGCUCAAGGUCGAACAACCAUCAUCAUCUCACACCGCAUGAGUACCAUCAAGAACGUCGAUACCGUCGUCGUCAUGGCAGCGGGCGGUAAGAUUGUGGAGCAAGGUACUUACGAAGACCUCUUGGCCGCGAAGGGUGCCUUCUACGAGCUCGUGGAGGCUCAGAACAUGGCACAAAAUACUAAAUCAACAGGUGUGGACUGGGACGAGAAGGCCAACCCCUGGCCAUAUGAAGCAGCAGGAGGAGAAAAGGCCUUGGACCUCCAGUCUGUCCGCAAGAUAUCGCUCGACAGUCUCAGCGAUGCUGACGCUGUCCCUGUUGAUGACUCCGCUACUACCAUAGAGAAGCCUCGACGGAAGGCUUCACUCUGGUCGCUCAUCCAGUUCACCUGCUCCAUGAACCGAAAAGAGUGGAAAGUUAUGCUGCUCGGAAUCAUAGCGUCCAUUGUGUCCGGAGCGGGAGAACCUGUACAGUGUGUGAUCCUGGCGAAAGCCAUUGUGACACUCUCGCUGCCUCCCUCCCAGUACCUACGACUUCGUUCCGACAUUGCAUUGUGGAGUGGCAUGUUCGUCAUGAUCGCAUUCGUGAUGCUGGCUUGUUCGACAGUACUCGGUCUGUCGUUCGCUUAUGGCAGUGAACGUCUCAUCCACCGCAGUCGAGACCAAGCUUUCCGAUCCAUUUUACGUCAAGAUAUAACAUUCUUCGAUCGUCCAGAGAACACGGUCGGGUCGUUGACGUCGUUUUUGAGUACAGAGACUACACAUCUUGCGGGAAUGUCAGGCCUUGCCCUCGGGACCAUAUUUCAAUUACUAGCGACUCUCAUCAUUGGGUACAUUGUGGCUCUGGCAGUCGGAUGGAAACUGGCACUAGUUUGCAUUGCCACAGUACCGAUCCUCCUGCUGGCCGGCUUCCUCUCCAUCUACAGCAUGUCUCGUUUCGAGGCGCAUCUCAAGGAUGCCUAUCGAGAAAGUGCCUCAUAUGCCUGCGAAGCCACGUCUUCCACGAAAACUAUUGCCGCCCUGACGCUCGAGAAUGAAGUGUGGCAGAAAUAUCACAACCUUCUGGUUGCGCAGGCAUCUCGAAGCUUUCGAUUCAAUGUCAAAUCCAGUGUGCUCUACGCCGCAAGUCAGAGCCUGGGUUUUCUAUGCAUGGCUCUCGCGUUCUGGUACGGCAGUAGCUUGAUUGGGACCUACUCCCUGGAGCAAUUCUACCUGGUCUUCUUCCUCGUCAUCUUCGGCACACGCUCAGCGGCAAACAUGUUUUCCCUCGCCCCCAACAUGGCAAAAGCAAAAGUGGCAGCUGCCGAGUUGAAGACUUUCUUCGAACAAACUCCCGCUAUCGACGUAUGGAGCUCAGAUGGCGAUGUCCUAGACCAUCUCCAAGGCUCGAUCGAGUUUCGAGAUGUGCAUUUUGCGUAUCCAACAGGACAGCCAGUCCUGGCAGGCUUGAACUUCAAGGUACAACCGGGCCAAUAUGUCGCCCUCGUCGGCGCUUCUGGCUGUGGCAAGUCCACGACCAUUGCUCUCUUGGAGCGGUUCUAUGACCCUACGAAUGGAACCAUCUACGUCGAUGGCAAAGACAUCACCACUCUUCACCUCAGCUCAUAUCGAAAACAUAUCGCGCUCGUACUGCAGGAGCCGACUCUCUACCAAGGCACGAUUCGUCAAAACUUGCUACUCGCAAUCAACCGACAAGACGAAGAAGAUGAAGAAGAAGACGAAAAAGGAAAAGCAAAAUCACAAAACAUGACAACCAUCGUCCCCGAAGAAAAACUCAUCCAAGUCUGCAAAGAAGCCAAUAUCUACGACUUCAUCACCUCUCUCCCUGCAGGGUUCGACACGGUAGUCGGUAGUAAAGGCUGUAUGUUAUCGGGAGGUCAAAAGCAGAGAAUUGCCAUUGCGCGAGCCUUGCUCCGAGAUGCCAAGAUCUUGCUGCUCGAUGAAGCGACUUCUGCGCUCGAUAGUGAAUCCGAGGGCGUGGUGCAGAAGGCUCUGGACGCUGCGGCAAGAGGGCGGACGACGAUUGCGGUGGCGCAUCGUCUGUCUACAGUUCGGAAUGCCGAUGCUAUUUUGGUCUUUGAUAAUGCUGAUGGGAAAGGGGGAAGGAUUGUGGAGAGCGGGACCCAUGCGACGUUGAUGGCGUUGCGUGGGAGGUACUUUGAGCUGGUGCAGUUGCAGAGUUCGGAGAGCAACGAGGAAGUAGUUACCUAG
Sphaerulina musiva SO2202 is the source of this 3924-nucleotide messenger RNA. Its product is annotated as multidrug resistance protein 1, 2. Gene Ontology annotation, cellular component: membrane. The transcript has 5 exons. Gene Ontology annotation, biological process: transmembrane transport. NCBI's taxonomy places the organism in Eukaryota, Fungi, Ascomycota, Dothideomycetes, Mycosphaerellales, Mycosphaerellaceae. The record is from RefSeq and is a predicted model, not a curated record. Gene Ontology annotation, molecular function: ATP hydrolysis activity; ATP binding; ABC-type transporter activity. The coding region runs from base 1 to 3924 and encodes 1307 amino acids.